AGUCAAAGUAGUAGUUUUCGUUUUAAACAGUGAAAUUUGAAAUUAAUUAACUGUACCUGUCAUGUAAUAAAGGUAAACAGAAAAAUACGAAACUGAAGGCGCUCUUUUUGCAGACGAUAUUUGAAUUACGUUUAAAAUGGAGGAAGACGAUGGAAGUGUUAAGAAAAAACGAAAGUUUGAAAAAUCUCACCAUAACAAGUAUAACAGAUCAGUAACGUCACUUGCUCCUAAGGCUAAUAGUCGGCCUUUGAAUUCAUCUAAUCUGCAAAAUGACUGGGAUUUAUAUUUUCCAGACAAUAUUCCAGAAGGUGAUUUAACAGUAAUGUCGAAAUUGAGAAUUGUUGAACAUUAUUUUUUGUGUUAUGAAGAAGAUGCGUUAAUUGAAAUUCACGAAAACAGAUAUUUCACGUUAAAUGUUUCGCAUUUAUCUAAAAAAGAUUCGUUUUUAUCAUGGCCUAAAUUUUUAACAGAAUUAACGCAUACACCCGUUUUAGUAAUGAGUAUAUUUGGAUAUGCUAUGGAGCGAGUAAUUAAACUGAAAUGUUCGCCUGACUUGCUUGAAAAUAGUAAAUGUAAUUUAGAUAAUGUUCCACAACCGAAAAUAGUCCCACGCUUCAUUGGUUCCAGUAACUUAUUACGUUUUCAAGAUUUAAAAACGUACAACUAUGGGCACUUUGUAACAGUUAUGGGGAUUGUUGUUUGCUCUGCAGACGUAAAACCUUUCUGUGUUGAGAUUGCCUUUUCUUGCUUGAAGUGCCAAGAAAUUCAAAUUACGAAACAAGAAAAAGGAUGUUACACAUAUCCAAAUAAAUGUUUCACUAAAGGUUGUUACUCAAAAACUUUUAAGCCAUUGCUUGAUUCUCCAUAUACGCAAACAGUUCCGUGGAAAUCGAUUCGCUUGCAAGAAUUGAAUGCGGAUCAGAGCGAAGGUGGGAGAGUCCCCAGAAGUUUAGAAUGCGAACUGGCGUGUGAUUUAACAGAUCGGUGCAUUCCUGGAGAUGUUGUCAUUAUUUCCGGCAUAGCGGAUGUCAACAACGCUAAUGAGAAAAAAAUGACUGCGAGUAAAGAUGCUUGCAAUUAUUCCCUCUUCAUCAAUGCAAAUUCAGUGACUUGUAUCAAAGGUAAGAAUGUAGAUGACGUUGAUGAGAAUAAUGACUUGAAAUCGGAAGAUGUUAUUGCCAUUAAAAAAAUUCAUUCCGAGUCGAACAUUUUCAGGCUUAUUGUCGCUUCUUUGAGUCCUAAUAUAUUUGGUCACGAGCUGAUUAAAGCAGGCAUGGCUUUGGCCCUCUUUGGUGGAAGUGCCAAUCAUAAAGAGAAUAGUUUGAAUGCAAAAAUAUCAACGAGGGAAAACUCUCACGUUCUCGUGGUGGGAGACCCUGGAUUGGGAAAAAGCCAGAUGCUUUUGGCGUGCGCCAACGUGUCGCCCAGAGGAGUCUACGUGUGUGGCAAUUCGACGACUGCCUCUGGCCUUACUGUUACAAUCUCAAAAGGGGGUGGCGGGGAGAAUUCAUUAGAAGCUGGUGCUCUAGUUUUAGCUGAUCAAGGUCACUGUUGCAUAGAUGAGUUUGAUAAAAUGAUGCAACAACACUCUGCUCUGCUCGAGGCUAUGGAGCAACAAACAAUUAGCAUUGCUAAGAGUGGUGUUGUUUGUACGCUACCUGCUAGAACUUCAAUUAUUGCAGUAGCAAAUCCCUCUGGUGGACACUACAGCAAAAGUAAAACAGUUUCAGAAAACUUAAAAAUAAACGGUGCCCUGCUCUCUAGAUUCGAUCUUGUUUUUAUUCUUCAAGAUAAUCCAGACACAUUGUUUGAUGAUAAGAUGAGCAAUCAUGUCAUGGGCCUUCACACUGAACCCAAGGUCAGCCAUCACUUUGAAAAGCCUUUGCUGAACGAGUCUCUUAGCAUUGAUGGUGACUUGAAGAAACGAUUGCAAUUAAAAUUCAAUGAGAAGCUGAAUUAUAUACCGCAUAAUUUGUUACAAAAAUAUAUUACUUAUGCCAAAAGGUUUUCUCAGCCAAAACUUACACCACCGGCAUGUGAUUUGAUAAAAAAAAUUUAUUUAGACAUGAGAAGAAUCCACAAGGUACAUCAGGGCAGUCCUAUCACAACGCGGCAGCUGGAAUCCCUCAUUCGACUUACUAGAGCGAGGGCUCGUGUGGAAUUAAGAUCCCACUGCACCGUAGAAGAUGCAAAGGAUGUGAUUCAGAUAAUGAAGUACAGCAUGUGGGAUACUUUUUCAGAUGAAUCGGGCUUUUUAGAUGUAGAUCGAUCCAUACAUGGUUCGGGAAUGAGUAAUCGAUCUCAAGCAAAGAAACUCAUGAAUGGUCUCACAAAAGCUGCAAAGACAAAAGCAGAUGACUGUUUUACAGUUUCAGAAAUUAAAGACAUUGCUAAAACACUUAAGAUUUCUUUGAAUAGUUUUCAAUGCAUCCUAGAUUCCUUAAAUGAUCAUGGAUUUUUAUUAAAAAAAGGUUUUCAGUUGUAUAAAAUACAGACCCUUUAAAAAAAUUUCUUCAAACACUUAAAAUUUCAUUUAAUAGUUUUCAAUCCAUUCUAGAUUCUUUAAAUGAACGUGGAUUUAUAUUAAGAAAGGGUUUUCAGUUGUAUAAAAUACAAACUUCUUUUAAAACACUUAAGAUUUCAUUAAAUAGUUGGCAACAUGGACAUAGUUGAAGGAAACCCCCUUUAACAAUUUACCAUGUUUCAGUGAUUUCUUUAAAAAUAUUACCAAUAAGAACAUUUUAUGUGGGUUCUGAAAUUACUUAAGGUUUUUCAUAACAUGUUAAAGGAGUUCAAAAAUCAAUCAGGGUGCAUAGCUAGAUUUUUCAAUAAAAAUAAGCACCUUUUAA
Molecule: messenger RNA, 2849 nt
Organism: Parasteatoda tepidariorum (common house spider)
Lineage: Eukaryota; Metazoa; Arthropoda; Arachnida; Araneae; Theridiidae
Product: DNA helicase MCM8
Cellular component (GO): MCM complex; nucleus
Molecular function (GO): single-stranded DNA helicase activity; single-stranded DNA binding; ATP hydrolysis activity
Source: RefSeq, a predicted model, not a curated record